Felis catus (domestic cat) is the source of this 2856-nucleotide messenger RNA. It is a transcript of the gene COL23A1, whose product is annotated as collagen type XXIII alpha 1 chain. The coding region runs from base 194 to 1822 and encodes 542 amino acids. The record is from RefSeq and is a predicted model, not a curated record. The transcript is spliced from 29 exons. Lineage: Eukaryota; Metazoa; Chordata; Mammalia; Carnivora; Felidae.
UGCCCAAAGUGGCCGCUGUGGAGGAGCUGGCGGUGGAGUGGGGGGCGUGCGCCGCAAGCCGCUGCUGCCCCGAGGCCGAGCCCCGCGCGCGGCCGGCCUCGUGCCUCGGACUCUCCCGCCUGCUCCCCGCGCGCGGGCCAGCACCCGCGGCUGCGCACCGCCCCCUCGGAGACCCACGCGCGACGAGCGCGCCAUGAGCCAGGGCCAGCGCGCCGGCGGCGACGCGCGUAAGGGCGGCCCGGCGGGCGGCUGCGGCGGCGGGGGGCACCCCGCGACGACGGCCGGGGCCUGGGCGGUGAGCGCGCUGUGCCUGCUGCUCUCUGUGGGCUCGGCGGCCGCCUGCCUGCUGCUGGGCGCCCAGGCGGCCGCGCUGCAGGGCCGGGUGGCGGCGCUCGAGGAGGAGCGGGAUCUGCUGCGGCGCGGGGGGCCGCCGGGCGACCUGGCCGCCUGGGCCGAGCCGCACCUGGAGCGCCUGCUGCACGAGAAGUUGGAGGGACUGGUCAAGCACCGGACGGUUCGGGAAGCGCCGACCGAGUGUGUCUGCCCCCCAGGACCCCCCGGACGGCGCGGCAAGGCUGGAAGAAGAGGCGACCCUGGUCCUCCUGGGCAAUCAGGACGAGAUGGCUACCCGGGGCCACUGGGUCUAGAUGGCAAGCCGGGACUUCCAGGCCCCAAAGGGGAAAAGGGUGCACCAGGAGACUUCGGCCCCCGGGGAGACCAAGGGCAAGACGGAGCUGCUGGGCCUCCGGGGCCCCCUGGACCCCCUGGGGUCCGAGGCCCUCCUGGCGACACUGGGAAAGAUGGCCCCAGGGGAGCACAAGGCCCAGAGGGUCCCAAAGGAGAGGCUGGACGAGACGGCGAGAUGGGCCUGAAGGGACCCCCAGGGCCCAAGGGUGAGCCUGGCAUUCCUGGAAAGAAGGGAGAUGACGGGACGCCAAGCCAGCCAGGGCUCCCUGGACCCCCAGGGCCCAAGGGCGAGCCAGGGAGUGUGGGGCCUCCAGGAGAAAACGGUGUGGACGGCGCCCCAGGGCCAAAGGGAGAGCCUGGCCAGCAAGGUGCCGAUGGAGCCACAGGGCUGCGGGGUCCCCCGGGCCUCAAGGGCGAGCAAGGAGACACAGUGGUGAUUGACUACGAUGGCAGGAUCUUGGAUGCCCUGAAGGGUCCUCCCGGGCCACAGGGGCCCCCAGGGCCACCAGGGAUCCCCGGAGCCAAGGGCGAGCUGGGACUGCCUGGUGCCCCGGGAAUCGAUGGAGAGAAGGGUCCCAAAGGAGCUAAAGGCGACCCAGGAGAGGUGGGGCCGGCCGGACCCAAAGGGGAGGCAGGCGAGAUGGGCCUGUCGGGCCUCCCGGGCGCCGACGGCCCCAAGGGGGAGAAGGGAGAGUCGGCAUCUGACAACCUACGGGAGAGCCUGGCUCAGAUCAUAGUGGAGCCAGGGCCCCCAGGCCCCCCUGGUCCCCCAGGCCCCAUGGGCCUUCAGGGAAUCCAGGGUCCCAAGGGCUUGGACGGAGCAAAGGGAGAGAAGGGCGUGUCGGGGGAGAGAGGCCCCAGCGGCCUGCCUGGGCCAGCUGGCCCGCCGGGCCUUAUUGGACUGCCAGGAACCAAAGGAGAGAAGGGAAGACCCGGGGAGCCGGGCCUGGAUGGUUUCCCUGGACCCCGAGGAGAGAAAGGUGACCGGAGCGAACGUGGAGAGAAGGGGGAGCGAGGAGUCCCGGGCCGGAAAGGUGUGAAGGGCCAGAAGGGUGAGCCGGGACCUCCAGGCCUGGACCAGCCGUGUCCAGUGGGCCCUGAUGGGCUGCCCGUGCCUGGCUGCUGGCAUAAGUGACCCCCGCACCCAGCUCACAACCUGUACAGAUGCGUGUGGACGUUUUUAAUUUUUGUAAAAACAGAACAGUAAUAUAUUGAUCUUUUUUUCACGGGAUGCACCACCUGUGGCCUUGUCGCAUUUAAGAGCAUGGCCUGGCCCAGCCCUGGAACAAUCAGCACGUGGAGCUGGCAGGAAAGGGGACGGGCCGGUCCAGGGUAAUUGUGUACCCAAGGGGCAGCCGUGGGACUUGGCUCUCCCGGGAAGGAGACGAAGGUGAAAGUGCCUGGCUCAGGAGGGGCUGCAGAGAUGCUGGCUUGGGCCCUCAGCCACCUGAUUAGCAGAGAGACUGUCCCCUGAGGUUCUGGAGCCCUGGGGCCCACCCCAUCCAGAAAGGUCCGGGACUUGGAUGACAAACGCAGCUGCCCCAGCUUCUCUGGCCUCUGGACUUGGCCACAGCCAGCUGCCCGCCCCUUGGGGCCCCUCUGGGCCUUGGCUUCACCGGGACAGGACAAGAUUUCUGCCCAGCACUUGCAGCUGGAUGCUGCAAGCUUUGGGGAGCACGCUGCGCCCCCACUCCCACCAAGCUCAGUGGGCCUCAGGAAGCUAGCCUGCCAUGAGAACACGUGCCCUCUGGCCCGGAGGAGACCACCACCCGUGGACCCAGCUGCAAGGAGCCUCUCGAUCCUCGAGUGUGGAGGACGGCGGGUCCCAGACUGGAGUGGCUGCUGCACCCAGAAGAGGGUCAUGAUGGGACUUUGCCAGCCCAAGGAGACUGGCCCGCAGCUCAGAGUUGGGGUCUCCUCUUGCCCCAACUCUCCCACCCGGGAGAGCUCCGGUCAGCCUGCCAGAAAUGGUCCUUCAGAUGAGCUGUGCAGACGAAGAAGGCGUGGGUGGAUUCCCGGCCAGCCCGAGCAGGGGGUCUGCAACCCCAGCCACCGUGCUCUGAGGAGAGGCUCCCCCACCUCUGACAGCUGUCAUCCCCAGCCCAGAUGCUUGCCUCCUUUCUCUGUAUAGACGGUUAUCGCUGCGUGUAAUAAACCACAGUGUGUGUC